Molecule: messenger RNA, 3627 nt
Organism: Mizuhopecten yessoensis (Yesso scallop)
Lineage: Eukaryota; Metazoa; Mollusca; Bivalvia; Pectinida; Pectinidae
Product: NAD-dependent protein deacetylase sirtuin-6-like
Exons: 7
Coding region: 230-1417 (395 amino acids)
Molecular function (GO): NAD+ binding
Source: RefSeq, a predicted model, not a curated record
UUCACUUUGCGUUGGCAACAUAAAUGAUUCAGCGGUUUACACCAUCCGAAACGUCAUCGUCUCAUUUAGAUAUGACAAACAUACUUAAGUUUCCGGUUCACGUGCCACUGUAGACAACUGUAGAUCGGCGCCGAAGUAAGCGAAGAACGACAGACGAGGAGAAAACACUUACAUUGAAUUUCGUAUGUCUAACGCUGGAAAUCUGAAGGAUCGUAAAUAAAGUGACAAAAUGGCUGAUGCGCAGGGAAGAGAAACAAAUGCUGGUGGUUAUCAGUGUCAUCUGAAGGCUUGUAAACUGGGAGGAACGGUAAACCCUUCGGAUGCCAGAGCAGAGGUCAGGGGUUACACUGUCAGUGCAACGCAAGAGUUCUUAGCAAAAUGGGAAGCCGAUGGAGGGGCUGUGUUUCACAUGGAGUGCUGGCAGAUAUUGAGCGAUCUAGCCAACAGGUCAAAGGUCACCAACCUGUGUAGUAAGGAGAAGUCACUUGUGCUAGAGGCUGAGGAUACAGCCGAGUUACAUCAGUCCAUGGACUCUCUGACGGCAGACGCUACCAGGAUAGCUCGCAUGAUCAAAGAGUGCAAAUAUCCCAUCGCAUUCACAGGGGCCGGGAUUUCAACAUCAGCUGGAAUUGGAGAUUUUCGAGGGAUCCAUGGAAAGUGGACCAACCGGGAUAAAGAAAAGGACCAUGGGAGCCAAAAGGAAGGAAAAGCAAAGGCCAAGCGAAAUGUGAUGUCACUCCGCCCUACUUACACUCAUGAGGCCCUGCUCAAGCUCAUCGAGAUGGGUUACCUGCAGUAUAUUAUAAGUCAGAACACGGAUGGACUUCAUCGACUUUCUGGCAUUCCUGAGGACAAAAUUUCGGAACUCCAUGGAAAUGGUUUCGUAGAGAAAUGUGAAAAAUGCAACAAGCGCUAUGUUAUGAAUCACAAUCAUAGACUAGGACCGAAGGACCCGAAAGUGCCAGUGAAAAAAUGUGAACACUGCCGAAUUAAUCACAGGACCGGCAGAAUAUGUCCCGAUCCAAAAUGUAAAGGCUAUUUGAUGAACACCAUCAUCAACUUUGGUGAUAACCUGGAGGAACAUGUACUUAGUAGUGCGAUACACAACGCUGAGAAAGCUGACAUGGUACUGACUCUCGGCUCAACUCUCAAGGUCUCUCCGGCCAAUAGCCUCGUCACUAUGGGGCAGACGCCGGUCAAACUGGUCAUCUGCAACAGACAAAUCACACCUUACGAUGACGUGUGUGAGAAAAAGGACCCUUCUACCAAAGCACAGCUAGGCUGUCGUGUGUUCGGCGACUGUGACGACUUGAUGAGAGUGGUCAUGCGACAGUUGAUGGACGCCGGCCAGCUGGAGGAGUGGGAACGGGGUCGAGAGGAGAGGUGCCAGUCGUAUGAUGGCCGGCGACAGAACUAGACCCAAACAUAUGGACUCUGAUCCAAACUGACCCUCAUAGAUGGAUGUUUAUUACCGUAUUCAUCACAAUUAGCACCGUUCCCCCUUUUUCAGGAGGAAUUGAAAUUAAGCCGACCCCCUAUAUCAUUCUCAGUCCUGACUGGGCCUGGUCAACAUCAGCAGUGACAUUUGCUUUUAGGUGAAAUUGAACAAGGCAUCAUGUAAAAAAAGUUUGUAUGCACACACAAUUGACAAAUGUUUCCAAGCAAGAAUGAAAAAUAUUUGCACAUACAAAUGUUUUCACACACAAAAGUACAAAAGGAUUAACACAGUUAUUAUGAAAAGGGCACUUUUCUUAAAACCACUAAAGUAGACAGGAAAGUAUACAUUCAAUAACAUACCUGUUCAUGUGGUAGAAUAGAUAUAAUCAAUAUAUGUUUGUAUAUUAUAGUUCAGAUAUAUAACUUUGGAUUAAAAAAUGUUUCAAAAUAAUUAAUCCAGGCUGAAGCUGUCAUUAAUUGGUAAUUUGUAUACCAAGAUUUGGCCCUUAUAAUCCAUAUUCUUCCUGCCUUAUUGUUUCAUUACAUACCUGUGGUGAGGUUUGAUAUAGUGUGAUACAGCUAGUUUUCAGGCCAUGUUACACAAUUGCAAGGACCUGUCUUUUACACUGUGAUAAUACAUGACGUUGUAUUUUGCCAGUAGCUAGAGAUCCUUUUUGACUGGAACUCUGUAACUGUUAUCAAAACGUUACGUCUUUCGUCCACUGUUGCUGUUCAGUUGAAGUUUUCGGACAGCAAUUUGAAUUUUUUAUGCAGGUAAUAAUGUGUAAUGAUUUGCAAUAAAAUGUAAUAUGUGUAAAGUACUAGCCACUUGCUGCAGACUCAGCUAGGGAGAAUCUAUCUCUUUAGCUUCUUCCGUAGACGACAAGAAUAGUAAACUAGAGGACCGGGGUUCGACUACUAGCAUUGAAAACAAAUAACGACCUCCGUAACACAUGCAUAUAAAGAAAAAUUAUGAAUAUGUAAUUACCAUACACAUAUGACAUUUAUCAGUUAUGAACUUAUAAUAAGGUGAAUAUGAGGUUAUAUGAACCUGAGAAAGUGGUAUUGACCGAGACAAAAGUCAAAGGUGAUUAUCACAUUCUCAGGUCAAUAUAACUACAUAUUCACUGUAAUAAAAGUCAUUAUUUGAUAUAUUAGAUGGUGAAUAAUGUUUUAAUCAUUAAUUAAACAAGAUGAAACAUGAAAAUUGUCAGGAUGAAAGUAUUAGGUUUGGCAGGGAGCAGUGUGACAUCAUAGUUAAACUGACGUCAAAAAGUCAGUCAUUAACACAAAUCAACGACCUCCACGUGAUUAUCAUCCUACCAAGGAGGAUGUAGGAAUAAUGUGUGUCAUCUCAUAUUAUCUGACGUCACAGAAAGCACCUGUUUAUUGUGUGAAUGUAUGCGUCCACUUGUGCCCUAGGUGCAUUCGUCCGAUGUAUUCCUUUAUCACAAUAACUUGUUCUGUCCGUGACGUAAUAUUUAGGGAGAUGCGGUACAGUUUAUUAAUUGUAUGAUGAGGCUGUUAUUUUGUAAAAUAUCACCGUUACACGUAUUCACUUAUUUAUUACACUCUUAAUAUAAAAUAUGUAAUAGCUGAAUAACAUUUGUCAUGAUGUCAUAGGUAAAAAGCAGUAACGUCAUCAAUUGCAGAUGGAAGACAAAAAUACUUUCCUUUUAAAGUUUUUCUGCUUUAUUUUUUUUAUUUUUUUUUUAAAAAGAAGAAAAUUAUUUGAUAAACAGAACCUUUUUUUGUAAUUCCAACUGGUUUUUAUGAACCCUUUUCAAGCUCGUUUCAUAAAAAUCCUUCAUUGUAUCUUAUGUGCGCUGCUUGAGUUCCAAAGUAUAUCAAUAUACAAUUAUUAGGAUACUGUAAAAGGGAACAUUUUCGCGGUAUGCAAAUCUUCGUCUUUCCCGCAUUUAGUAAAGUAGCACUAAAAUAUCCGAACGUGAAUAUUUUGUUAUAUGUAUAUAUAUAAAUUAUAUCGAUUAUAGAAUGUAUAGAUUUCAGAACCCUUGCCAAAUCAAAAAUGUCCACACCGCGAUCAGUUUAUAGCGUCACAAUGUGAACAUUUCACACCGCAAUCAGUUUAAAGCGUCACAAUGUGAACAUUUCACAUCGCGAUCAGUUUAUAGCGUCACAAUACGAACAUUUCACACCGCGGUCAGUUUAUAGCGUCACAGUAUGAAC